GUCCAGUCCGGCGGCAUGGCGCCUCCAGGCGGCCAGCCGGUCCGGCCCGCGGGCAUGGCGCCGCCCGGCGGCAUGGCGCCCGCGGGCAUGGCGCCGCCCGGCGGCAUGGCGCCCGCGGGCAUGGCGCCGCCCGGCGGCAUGGCGCCCGCGGGCAUGGCGCCGCCCGGCGGCAUGGCGCCCGCGGGCAUGGCGCCGCCCGGUGGCCAGCCG
Messenger RNA from Prorocentrum cordatum, 210 nucleotides. Lineage: Eukaryota; Dinophyceae; Prorocentrales; Prorocentraceae. The record is from the annotation of a GenBank genome assembly.